Molecule: messenger RNA, 2142 nt
Organism: Trichophyton benhamiae CBS 112371
Lineage: Eukaryota; Fungi; Ascomycota; Eurotiomycetes; Onygenales; Arthrodermataceae
Product: C2H2 transcription factor (Seb1), putative
Exons: 2
Coding region: 1-2142 (713 amino acids)
Biological process (GO): regulation of transcription by RNA polymerase II
Cellular component (GO): chromatin
Molecular function (GO): RNA polymerase II cis-regulatory region sequence-specific DNA binding; DNA-binding transcription factor activity, RNA polymerase II-specific
Source: RefSeq, a predicted model, not a curated record
AUGAUCGAGGAAAAGGAGGGGAUCCAGGCUAUCCUAUCAAACCUCCUUCUCACAAUGGACCCAGCCUGUGUUGCCCAACAGGCUCAGCCUUCAUUCUACUACUACAACCCAGAGCCAGAGUCACGCCACGGCCAGCAUGCCUUCUUCACUCCUCACCCAAACGAGUAUGCUCAGAACCAGAUGAUGAUGGUACAGCCUCAGAUGCCACAGCAGUUCACUCAGAUGCAACCGCAGAUGCAUCUUCAUCCGUCCGACCAGCACAACGGUGCUCAGUUCAGAACACUCGGUGCGAAGGAUUAUCUAUCAACCCCCAAUGCCGCAAACAGUCCAUCGCCCUCUCCACAACCGAUGCACAUCAAGCCUAGUGUUUUCCUACACGGUUCGCCCGCGCUCCUGUCCUUGGACACAAACUGUGGUUGGGCCGAUGCCAACGGAUUUCCAUCCACUCCUCCACUGUCAACCUCUGGUAGCAGCAUCAGCAGCCCCCCAUCAAGCUGUGGAAUGACUAACACCCCCGUUGGCGGUGACUCUUUCCGCAUGGAAGGCAUUGAAGGCGUCAAAGAGGGCUGCGAGACAGACGUUGAACUCGAGCUCCUAGCCAACUCUCAUUGGCACAGAUCUGCUUCCCCUGAGAUGACACCUUGUGAGUCCUUGUCGUAUUCACCUUGUUUAUCAGCUAUCUUUAAUCUACAUCUUUUUGAUUGUUAUCGUCUGAUGUCAAGAUAUGCUAACUCUUGGCACCUAAAAAAAGUGUAUGUUCGUCCGUUUUCGGUGCAUUCCAAUGCCAGUUUACCGUCUGCCGAGGCCAGCCACCAUAACGCCAAUAGCGGCACUGAGAGAGGCUCUUCGCUUACAUCAUCAUCUUCGCGCUCGCCUUCUCGCUCUCCCAUCAUGACUUCUUCCUCCUCCUCGUCGCUCCUCCACGAAACACCCACUACCUCGUUCUCUGCGCAGCAGCCCUCCAGCACCGAUUUCUGCGACCCACGCCAGCUUACCGUCGAUUGCCCAGUGCUUUCGCUACCCGUUCCUGACUACCCGCCACUUCCGCCACUCUCGACCGUGGAUGAGGACAGGUCGCGGUCCACCCUUCUCGGCAGCUCGCUGAAAGUAGAGCAGAGCCUCACCGUUCCUGGGCUCAGCCACGACGAUUCUCUUGAGAGCUUGUCGACCUUUGAUGCCAUCUCUGAUCUUGACUCUGAAGACGAGUUCGUCAACGGUAUAGUUAAUUUCACGCCGACCGAGAACGGUUUUUUGCUUGGCGAAAAACGUCGACGCACGGUCAACAACGCCAACAACGGCACUGCGACAACCGUAUCCCAUGAAGACGACAUUAUAAGCGAACAGGGCUUGGAGGAUUUAGAGGAAAGUGACUUGUUUGCCCGCUCUUGUAUCCCACUUCCAGAGUUCGACACUGCUGAGCAGUGCAACAUUGCCGAAGAUAUGAGGACGAAAAAGCGAGUAUCAGCUGUUGGCCGGCGAAUCAAGCAACUUCCCCUUGGGUCCGAGGAGAGUGAUGCGGACAGCCUUGGUGCCAUCAUGCGAACUGCUCAGAGUAACGUGAACAACCGCGCCUCGCAUACUGACUCAUCUUCCACACAAGCUCAGCAGCAAUCUGGAGCACCUAGCCAUGAAAGCUCAGAGACCAACCCACAAAGCACCACGUCGUCAGAGACCCCGGCUCCCACGCCAAUGGUCCCUGUUGGCCGUCGUGGUCGCAAACAGUCCCUGACCGAGGACCCAUCCAAGACUUUUGUCUGCACCCUCUGCUCUCGUCGAUUCCGUCGUCAGGAGCAUCUCAAACGUCAUUACCGUUCCCUGCACACCGAAGACAAGCCAUUUGAGUGUCAGGACUGUGGCAAGAAAUUCUCACGCAGUGACAACCUUGCUCAACACACUCGCACCCACGGUGGCUCUGGAAUGCCCAUGACCAUGUCUGACCAUCACCCUGAAUCAUCCCCUUUUGAUGACCAAGAUGCAGGAGCCCUCGGAGCCGUACUUUAUGAGGUUGCCCAGGCUGCUGCUAACAAGUCGACAACCAGUGAAUCGUCGGAUAGCGGCCUCUCCACUCGAGACAACCAGUCUGCGCCUUUCACAAACCGGAAGCGUCCACUCAAGAAGCGCAAGCGUGAAGCAUCUGAGUAA